UCCGUUUUUCAGUGAAUACCAUUGCUACCUAUAGGUGUCGCGCUGAUCGGCCCCGGCGAAAGGGGCCAUGAAGCGGUGGCCCUUUAUCAUCUUACAUUUGCUCUCGGUGGCAGUAGUUCUGAUUCCAACCGUGAGAUGUGUUCGCAGUAUCGGAGAUCGGACUGUGAUCAAUGUCGGUUAUCUCACGGCAUUGACAGGCGAGCUGAAAGAUAAGCAGGGGUUGGCUAUUUCCGGCGCCCUCACCAUGGCCUUAGAAGAGAUCAACAACGACACCAGCCUACUGCCCAAUGUUCAGCUAACACUGCGCUGGAAUGACACAAAAGGUGAUACAGUUCUUGCCACCAAAGCUAUAACGGAAAUGAUUUGUGAUGGCAUUGCAAUGAUAUUCGGACCCGAAGGUCACUGUUAUGUGGAGGCGAUUGUCACUCAAAGUCGUAACAUUCCAAUGAUAUCCUAUAAAUGCCCCGAAAACAAAGCAUCGUCAAUACCGACUUUUGCCCGGACCGAGCCCCCAGAUACACAGGUCAUAAAAUCUGUGAUUUCUUUGCUACGCUACUACGGCUGGAAAAAAUUUUCCAUUCUACAUGACGAAGGUUGGACUAUGGUCGCCGAACUACUUAAGGCGGAGGCUAUUAAAAAGAACAUGACUAUUAACCACAAAGAAUCCUUUAUAGACAACAUGGCCAAGUGCUGUGAAGAGAUGUUGGCAUGUUGCCGUACGGGAUUUUGGUAUCAGAUUGUUCAAAACACAAUGAAUCGCACGCGGAUCUACGUCUUUCUCGGUACGGCCAAUGCUCUUGUGGAGUUCAUGGCUUCCAUGGACACGGCGAAUCUGUUCUCUAAAGGCGAAUAUAUGGUGAUUUUUGUCGAUAUGAUGACUUAUACGCCGAAAGAAGCCGAAAAGUAUUUGCGAAAGCCCGAGCAAGUGGAACACAUGACGAGUUGUGGUGAAACGGAAGCAUUCAUUCAGCGAGCCAGAAGUUUGCUGGUUGUUGCUUCCACCCCGCCUACGGACAGCUAUGAGAACUUCACGGCCAAAGUAAGAGAGUACAACCUGAAGCAGCCAUUCAACUUUACUUUGCCACAGUUGUUUCACAGCAAUAAUUUUAUCAAGUUUGUUUCUAUAUAUGCCGCCUACCUGUACGACUCUGCCAAGCUUUAUGCGUGGGCCUUGGACGAAUUACUGCGCAAUUCAACUGGAGAUCGUCCCCUGACCCCUGAAGAGAUUUACAACAUUGCCAGCGACGGAGCGAAAAUUAUUGAAACUAUCAUUAAAAAUGGCACAUACAAGAGUGUUACGGGAGCCACAAUCAAAAUAGACAACAAUGGCGACUCGGAAGGUAACUUCUCGGUGUUGGCCUACAAACCGUUUAAAUAUUCAUAUCGGGAAAACUUGCAAUGCAAUUUUCACAUGGUACCAGUCGCACAUUUCCAACAAGGAACUGAUAUUCCAGAAUACAAACUUAUCAAUGGAUCUAUGCGAGUGGACUGGCCUUCGGGUGGUGAUCGUCCGUUUGACGAGCCCAUGUGUGGAUUUGCCAACGAGCUGUGUAAAAAGGACGAUCGGCAUAUUACUUCGUUGGUUGCCGCCGGCAUUUUGGGCCUGCUACUCUUUUGUGCGGGUGUAGUAACUAUGAGUAUAUACCGGAAAUGGAAAAUCGAACUUGAAAUCGAGGGUUUGUUGUGGAAGAUCGAUAUCUCCGAAAUAAAGGGCUAUGCUGGAAAUGACAUUGUUUCAUCGCCAAGUAAGUUGAGCCUGGUGAGCGCCCAAUCAUUUGGUUCACGCUGCUCGAACCAGGUAUUUACUUCGACAGCCAGACUACGCGGAGCUGUGGUGCGUAUUAAGGAAUUGAAAUUUCUGAGAAAGAAGGAUAUGUCACGGGAAAUCAUGAAGGAAAUGCGAUUACUGCGCGAACUGCGCCAUGACAAUGUCAAUAGUUUCAUUGGCGCCUGUGUUGAGCCAAUGCGAAUCCUUCUAGUCACAGACUACUGUGCCAAGGGAAGCUUAUACGACAUAAUUGAAAAUGAAGACAUUAAGUUGGACGAUUUGUUCAUAGCGUCGCUAAUUCACGAUCUCAUAAAGGGUAUGAUUUAUAUACACAAUUCAUCGUUGGUUUUCCAUGGGAACCUGAAGUCAUCCAACUGUGUGGUCACAUCGAGAUGGAUGUUGCAGGUCACGGACUUUGGACUGCACGAUCUAAGGCACUGUGCCGAAAACGAAUCUAUUGGCGAACACCAACACUAUAGGAAUCAAUUCUGGAAAGCGCCAGAGCUUCUGAGAAACCCUUACGUUUAUGGUUCCCAGAAGGGGGACGUGUAUGCCUUUGCCAUUAUCAUGUACGAAAUAUUCAGUAGAAAGGGACCCUUCGGACAAACACUCUACGAACCCAAGGAAAUUGUGGAUUUAGUUAAGAAGAAACCAAUCAAAGGACAUUUGCCUUUCCGACCGGAACUUGAAUGCAUUAUUGAGGGCGAGCUAUGCCCGGACUACGUUCUCAGCUGCAUAACAGACUGUUGGCAUGAGGAUCCAGAAGUCAGGCCAGACUUUCCCACAAUAAGAACUCGUCUAAAGAAGAUGAGGGGCGGUAAAACGAAAAACAUAAUGGAUCAAAUGAUGGAGAUGAUGGAGAAGUACGCUAACAAUUUGGAAGAUAUUGUCACGGAACGCACUCGGUUAUUGUGUGAAGAGAAGAGAAAGACAGAGGACCUACUGCAUCGUAUGUUGCCACAGUCCGUGGCGGAAAAACUUACGAUGGGUUUAGGCGUGGAGCCGGUUUCGUAUGAUUUGGUCACCAUAUACUUUAGCGAUAUUGUAGGGUUUACUGCCAUGUCAGCGGAGAGUACACCGCUACAAGUCGUGAAUUUCCUAAAUGACUUGUACACGGUCUUCGAUCGCAUAAUUCGUGGUUACGAUGUCUACAAGGUGGAGACUAUAGGGGAUGCAUACAUGGUUGUGUCGGGCUUACCCAUAAAGAAUGGCGAUAGACAUGCAGGCGAAAUCGCGUCAAUGUCGUUGGAGUUAUUACAAGCGGUAAAACAGCACAGAAUUGCUCACCGACCAAACGAGACGCUUAAGUUGCGCAUUGGAAUGCACACAGGGCCAGUGGUUGCUGGCGUUGUUGGCCUCACAAUGCCUCGCUACUGUCUCUUUGGGGACACUGUGAAUACAGCUUCACGAAUGGAGUCGAAUGGUGAGGCGUUAAGGAUUCAUAUUUCAAGCAAAUGCAAGGAAGCAUUAGAUAAACUGGACGGUUAUAUAACAGAGAAACGAGGUCUAGUCAAUAUGAAGGGCAAGGGCGAGGUGGUCACUUACUGGCUCGUGGGAGCCACAGAAAAGGCCAUACAAAAGAAACCAGUGGAUAUGACAGAUUUGCCCCCUCCAUUGUUUUGCCGCCCGCGAAAGAGCCCUAAACUGAACUCAGAUUCCAGGCAGCCCAGUAUUGUGGGAAUGCAUUUUGCCGGAGGAGGAUCCAGGCGACAGUCUAGCAGUGUUCCAAGAGCUGAUAUGGAAUCUAAUUACAGUCUACAAGGCUCUACGCAUCAAGUGCCACGCGAUUCGCCCCGUUUGUCUUCAAAGCGUUACGAGCGUUCACCGGCAAACGGGGUGGGAAGUUUUCAAGACAAUAGCAUACCGGAGCACAUGAGCUUCAGUUGUGGCGUCGGUGUCUCUGAUACCUUGCCGGAGCCUUCGCGUAUAUCGCACAGCACUCUGGAGCAUUCCGAAACAAACUGUGAUAACAGUGGUGUGGGCGUCAAUGGUGACAUCAGCUCUUCAUUUUACACAUCACGCCUUAUUGCUAGUCUUUCACAAAAACCUCUGGCGAUGGUGCGCCCACAUCGAAUUGUCAACUAUCCAAACUCAUCUCAGGACUACUAUGGUAGUGGAUAUAUAAGUGGCACUUCUGUGAUUCCUCAUCAUAAUUUGCGAGAAGCACGAUCCCUCGAUCCCAUCCCCUUCCAGCUGCGAAGACGGCAUGAACCAAAGAUACUGCCUCCAUCCAAACUUAGUAAAAAUAAUUCCAGGUCUUUGGAUGUUGGCGUAUCGCUCAUAAGCGAUAAUCCAAAUGGGACCGCAGUCUUGCCGUCAUCCCAAGCACAAAGUUCUCACUCAAACAGCGAACAGAGAUGCAUAGAACCCGUCGGCGAACCUAACUCUUCGGAGGAAUUCGAAGACGAUAUUGGGCUCCUGUUGACUCAUGAUAAUGGUGACCUCAACAAAAGAAACUCCGUCACUAUCGCUCCCGCUGGAUCAUCCGUGCUUAAUAGGCGACGUAGUGGUGGUGGUUUCUCCAUCUCCGGCCUCAGCUCGGCCAACGCGGGCGUUUCAAUGCUACCCUAUAAACACCUGAACAACAAUUGCAAUGGCGGCAUGACUAUCGAGGAAGACGUCCAAGCGCCGCUGCUUCAACGUCAGGCCUCACUAACCACCACACCCACUCUAGAAAAGGCGAAGCGUUGGCAUUCGCUCGAAGGAAUUCAACACCAUACGGUCAAUAGUGUAAGCUAUGCUGCAGACAUCGACGGCCGACAAGCUGAGGCAAGUAGCAGCUCGACAAAGACAACAAACAACAAAAAAUCAUCGCACCGCAAUGCACCGGGAGACGGAAAUUCAUCAUCUUUGCUGGAUCGCUUGGUGAGCAUAUUUCACGGCAGCGGCAAAAGAACAAACAAUGCCUCACUGCGUCGUGUAGGCAUCCUGCCAGGAUCUGUAAGGGGCGUUCCUGGAUUUAGCGACCUGAGCAACUCAUCCCGAGACCGCGAAAGUAUAGUGUAA
This is a messenger RNA of Musca vetustissima, 4774 nucleotides long. RefSeq names its product receptor-type guanylate cyclase Gyc76C-like. Bases 68 to 4774 code for a protein of 1568 amino acids. The record is from RefSeq and is a predicted model, not a curated record. The transcript is spliced from 14 exons. Gene Ontology annotation, biological process: cGMP biosynthetic process; receptor guanylyl cyclase signaling pathway; intracellular signal transduction. Gene Ontology annotation, molecular function: protein kinase activity; ATP binding; guanylate cyclase activity. NCBI's taxonomy places the organism in Eukaryota, Metazoa, Arthropoda, Insecta, Diptera, Muscidae.